UAUUUUGUAUUAUUUGAAUUGGUCUAAUUUAAUUCAAAUAAUUUGCAAUAUGAAGCUAUCAUGUGUAAGAAGCCUUUCUCUGUAUGUUUUUUUAUGCCAGCUUUAGUGAAGGGUUCACAUAUUUUUUUUUUACUCCUCAAAAUUUCUUAGAUACUGGUGCUGAUAUAUCUUUUUAGAGGAGUUGCUUUAAGCUCUUUGAUAUUUGUGUGGGUUUUUAUUGAAUGCUUCAUCUGAAACUUUGCCUAUGGUCACAUUUAUAUGGCUACCUUGAAUGCUUGUCUUAAUCCAAUAAAUAAACUGCAGGAUUCAGUCUCUUUCAAAUAGUAGUAUACAAGUUCUUGUCAAAGGUCGUGGUUUUAUCCAUGAGUCAGUGGGCCAAAAAAGACAGGAAACCUUUCUAAUAUUAAUAUUUUUUUAUAGUAGCUCUGAAAGCUACUCUGGCAGUGAUGGUGGUGAAAAUAGGACACUCUAGCAUCUAGGAAAAUUUCAAUUCAGCUUGACAUUUAAGUCCAUAGGGGUUUGAUGCAUAGUUCUAGGUACUAGAGUCACAAAGAUGAUUCACAUGUAGGGAUAAGACAUACAACAAGUAAGUAUGGUAUGAGGUACAUUGUGAUGUGGGCAAAAGAGAAGUCUAAACCACAUACUCUUAAAAAAAUAUGAGGAGGGGCAUCAUAUUCUAGUUUGAGAGAGAGUAGAUAUUACCUUACCUGGACUUUCUGGAUUUCGUAAGAUACAAAUGAGGAAGAGAAUGCAUCCUAGUCAUAUAGGAAGUUACCUGAGUGACUACACAGGGAUAUGAGUGAGCAGGUCAAAUUUAGCUUUAGUUGGAAUGUAGAGUACAUGACAAGGGUUGAGUAAAAUAAGGCUGCACAGGUAUAGUAAGGUUGGAAGCAGAAUGUAGAGGGCUUUAAAUCUCAAGGUAAGGAAUUAAUAUUUUAUUCUAUACCUAAUCAUAGUGUUCAAGUGGAUAAGUAAUAUUUUGUCAGCUUUGGGAAAGAUAAAUUGGAAAAGAGACUACUAGCAAUAGGAAUAUCUGUAUGGUUAUUACAAUAGAUCAAGUGAGAAGUAAUAAUGGCCUAAAAUAGGGUAGUAUAUAUAAUAAGCAUAAAAGACCGAUUUGAGAAACAUUUAUGGAGACAGAGUCAACAAAAGGUUGAGUCAACAACAGCCCUAAAAUUUGAAACAAGUAAUUGGGAACAUGAUGCCAACAACAGAAAUAGAGAACUUGAAGAGAAAGUCAGAUUUUAGAAAGAAAAUAAUGAAUUCAGAUUUUGGCCAUGGUAAUGGCACAUCUAAUCAAUGUCCAAUAAGUAGCUAAAAAUGUGGGACAAGGUUAUAUGUAUUAAUGUGAUAGUCAUCUAGAUAAAACGAAUUAUUGAAACCAUGGAAAUAGAUGAUAUAAUCAAGGAAAAAGAAUACAGAGAGAAAAUGAUUGAAAACAUACAUUUAGAGAUUAUAUUUGGUCCAUAAAACCUGGCUUCUUGGUAGAGUCAGAGCUACGGUCUAUAGAGGAGUGGCAGUGAGGAUGGAUGGAUCAUAAGAAUGUUCCUGCUUAUAUGAAAGUAGGCAACAUGGUUCAGACACCAAACCUGGAAUUAGAUGAACAGACCACGUAGCUGAAAGGAAGAAGAAAUUGAAAGCAGUAUCAGAAAUAGGAAUAAGAUUAAAACCACAAACUCAGCAAGAUGCCUGAAAAACAGCUGGCAAGAGACAAAACUUAAGGUUUCACCAGCCUAAAGCUGAAGAAAUUCAUUGUUUAGUACCCAGAGGGAUCAGGUUAAUCAAAGAGUAUGGGUUAACCUUGUCACAUUUAGAGGCAGAAGAGACACUAGCAUUUUUAAAUUCUUAAUUUUAAUUGAAUUUACCUGAUGAACCCCUAAUGGGUUUUUGAAGAUUGUGGACAAAGUAUUGGGAAAAAGGAAAUGAACUAGCAAAAAUGAUUAAGGAAUGGUCAGAUAAGUAGAAGGAGAACCAGGGAAAAAAUAUCAUGGAAACCAAAAGAAAAGAAACCAUCAACAUGGUAGAGAUUGUGAAUAUGAGUCCUAAUCAGAUUAGAUAAUUGAAAUCACUAGAUAUCUUAAAGUUAGGGGUUUUAUGAAGUAGUGGUUUCUAAAGAAUUGCAGGAGUAAGCAAGUGAAUAUUGAGGAAAUGGAAGGAAGACAUGACAUUGGAUUAAAAUUGCUGUUUUUGGAAACCUGACAGUAAAAAGAGGAGAGAUACAGAUACAGGAAUAGAUUCCAGAAUCAGAAAGGGAAGGGAUGUGUGUGUGUGUCUGUGUCUGUAUGUCAGUGUGUUUGUGCAUGUAUGUAGAAGGGACUUCAGAAUUAUUUAGGCAAGUCAUAGGAAAUAUUGUGAAGAUGAAAGAGAAUGGUUAUUGAUUGAGGUUUUGAAAGAGAUGGCAAGAUACAGAAUCAGGGUACAAAUAGAUGACUGGUUUUGUGAAGGAAUAGGAAAAAGAAGGAAAAUGAAGAGGAUGAAUAAAGAUAUGGAUAAGUUUUAGUGUGAAAGAGGGAAAUUAAAAGAAUUUAUAGUGUAAGAAGUCUCUUUUUUGUAUGAUCUCUAUUAGGUUAUUUAUAAGUAUGGUAUAAUAAAGAACAGGGGAGUAGAGAAGUAUGACAAUGAGAUACUUGGAGAUAGAAAAUGGCUUAUGCUUUGAAUAAGCCAGUAAGGAAGCAAUCAAAAUAAAUAUGAGGAUAAGAUUAAAUUACCCUACUCAUCAGCUCUUCUUUAUAAAUUAGCAUGUUAAGAAUAUAGAACAGGUGCUUUGACUGUAGUACUCUUUUUUUUUCUUACUGUGGCCAGACAUAAAUGUUGAACUUAUAUGUCAGUAACUCCUAUUUCUGUGACUCAAAGCAGGAAAAACCUGCUUGUGUCAUUAAAAAAAAAUCAGCAGAAUACUUAAUGUUUUAAAUGGGCUUAAUAUCAGUUUGAUAUUAAAAGCUUCUGGUUAAUUUGCUUUAAACUUAUGACAAAGCUAAAUGAGACUAUCAGCUCUGUUAAAUUUCAUAUUUCUGACCCAGGAAAUAAUGCCAACUUGUGUAUUUUCAAUGAAUUACAGCUUUUAAACACCAGUGUAAACUGCUUCAUAUGAAUACCUUAUUUCCAUUCCACAUCUAGAAGUUUUGUGUUGUUUUUUUUUUAACUCCAAUGUAAUCUGUUUCAUGAAUCUUAUUGGCACAUUUAAAAGGUUUUGUUUGUUGUUGUUGUUGUUUUUUUUGGAGGUAUUCUCCAGGUCUCUAUAAGUAUAUCUAAUUAAAUGUGUUGAGAUUUGAGAUGCCUAUCAACAAUCAUUAUUGUAGCUAGAAACACAGUAAGUUAAAACUAAAUGUAUGAUUUCAUCUCGUUUUGUACUGUAAUAUAACUUGCAUCAAAAGAGACUAUUAAAACAUGUUCUUGCAAUAAAUGUGUUUAAUAUGGUUUUGUUAUUAAUUUUUUUAGCUUUUAGACUUGAGAAUUCUGUUGAACUAAUCAGAAUUAAAUGCUGCCUGGAAGAUUAUUCUGGUAGAAAUAAACAGGAGAAAAUGUCCUUUGUUAAUUGGUGCUAUUUGUUUUUCCCUGAAAAAAAAAAUUGUCUGCCUAUAGAGGGAGGAAAAAAACCACACUAUAUAGACAUAAACUCACUUCUUGCAUUUUAAAUAUGCUCUGUAUGUAGUUUCUUUUUUGAAUUCACAGUGAGCAGGAAAAAGGAACUGCUGCUCCUUUAAUAUAGGAGCUAUGCACAUUACAAUAGGUGUCACUGUGUUUCUUGGUCCAAUCAUUUUCGGUGACUUCAGCUAUUGGCUUAAAGCACUGGCUGUCUGACUCCAUCUGCAGGGCUGUAAUACCUACUCUCGUCUGAUCCAUUCAACACACAACUUCAGCCAGCUGAACAGACUCGCACUGCUACAGCAAGCACAUCUUGCUAACCUAAUUCAGAAAACAAGUGCUACAGCUCUAUGUAUAUCGUCUUUGCACAGUGUAGCAUUUUCAGGUGAUCUGGGAAACUGAAAAAGGCUCUUAGAAGCAAAUAAAAGAAACAAGAAUCAUAAUGGAGAUAUAUUUAACAAAUCAAGUACUGGAUCAAACUUAAAGCCAGUUUCUUAUUCAGCAUAGUGAAAAGGUCACCUUGCCUGACUGGAAGAGAAGCAAAAUAUCAGCUUUGUUGGUUUCUUUUAAAUUCUUGGCAUCCAUUCGGUUUUUCUUAACGAUCUUACUUAUGUAGGCUAUCUGGCUACACAGACAGAUAUAUUGUCCUCAUGGUAGAUGACAAGGGAAAGAACAUGAAAUGUCUCACCUUUUUUUUGAUGCUUCCAGAGACUGUCAAGAACAGGUCCAAGAAAAGCUCCAAGAAGGCAAAUACCAACAACAGCAGCAAGUUGCCACCAGUUUGCUAUGAAAUCAUUACUUUGAAGACCAAAAAAAAGAAGAAGAUGGCUGCUGAUAUUUUUCCCCGUAAGAAGCCAGCCAACUCCAGUACAACCACUGUCCAGCAGUACCACCAGCAGAAUCUCAAUAACAAUAAUACUAUCCCAGCCCCUAAUUGGCAGGGGCUUUAUCCCACAAUCAGAGAAAGAAAUGCGGUGAUGUUCAACAAUGAUUUGAUGGCAGAUGUUCAUUUUGUGGUUGGGCCACCAGGUGGGACACAGCGGUUGCCAGGACACAAAUAUGUUUUAGCUGUUGGGAGCUCUGUAUUCCAUGCAAUGUUUUAUGGAGAACUUGCUGAGGACAAAGAUGAAAUCCGUAUACCAGAUGUCGAACCUGCUGCUUUUCUCGCUAUGCUGAAAUACAUCUAUUGCGAUGAAAUUGACUUGGCUGCUGACACAGUGCUGGCCACCCUCUAUGCUGCCAAAAAGUACAUCGUCCCUCACCUUGCCCGUGCCUGUGUCAAUUUCCUGGAGACCAGUCUGAGUGCAAAGAAUGCUUGUGUGCUGCUCUCCCAGAGCUGCCUCUUUGAAGAACCUGACCUGACCCAGCGUUGCUGGGAGGUGAUUGAUGCCCAAGCUGAGCUAGCGCUUAAGUCUGAGGGAUUCUGUGAUAUUGAUUUCCAAACAUUAGAGAGUAUACUCCGCAGGGAGACUCUAAAUGCCAAAGAAAUUGUUGUUUUUGAGGCUGCUCUCAAUUGGGCUGAAGUUGAGUGUCAGCGCCAGGAGCUAUCACUGAGCAUCGAAAACAAACGAAAGGUCCUUGGAAAGGCGCUGUACUUGAUCCGAAUUCCCACCAUGGCCCUUGAUGACUUUGCAAAUGGAGCUGCCCAGUCUGGAGUUUUGACUCUGAAUGAAACCAACGACAUCUUUCUUUGGUAUACGGCAGCCAAAAAGCCCGAGCUAGAGUUUGUGAGCAAUGCCCGUAAGGGCCUCGUUCCACAGCGCUGCCACCGCUUCCAGUCGUGUGCCUAUCGAAGCAACCAGUGGCGAUACCGGGGUCGGUGUGACAGCAUUCAGUUUGCUGUGGACAAAAGGGUUUUCAUUGCUGGCUUUGGCCUCUAUGGCUCCAGCUGUGGCUCAGCAGAAUACAGUGCCAAGAUUGAACUCAAACGCCAGGGCGUCAUUCUAGGACAGAACUUAAGCAAGUAUUUCUCAGAUGGAUCUAGCAACACUUUCCCAGUGUGGUUUGAGUAUCCGGUGCAGAUUGAGCCAGACACCUUUUACACAGCCAGUGUGAUUUUGGAUGGCAAUGAAUUGAGUUACUUUGGACAGGAAGGAAUGACAGAGGUUCAGUGUGGCAAGGUGACUGUCCAGUUCCAGUGCUCUUCAGACAGUACUAAUGGCACUGGUGUGCAGGGAGGACAAAUUCCUGAACUUAUAUUUUAUGCUUAAAAAAUUAUUUCCAAUAGAAAAUGUGAGCUGUUAAGUAUGUAUCUGGUUCAGACAUGUUGAUGCUUUGCUUAUAUGCAGAUAGGUGAUCCGUACAGGUAAUUUGUAAUUAAUAAUGCUAUGGGCAGUUCUCAUUACUUUUUAGCCUAAAAUGCAGCUUUCUACUCAUAAUGAACUAGAUGCUCAAAAGAGCCAAAUUCUGAUUAAGGCUAUGUUAUUUUAAGAGUUGCGUCUAUAUACUAAGAAAACUUGUGUAUAUUUUCUUUAUUAGUUUUGUCAAGUUAAUGACAUUUCUUAUAAUUGUCUUAAAUUUCCCUUUGGUUUUUAUUUUGAUCAUGGUGUAAAUAUGUAGUAUAAAAACAAGGGUGAAGGUUUAUUUUAUUUUUAAGACUCAAGAAAAAAAAUAGACUAGUUUGAAGGAAGUUCUAUUACCUACAAGUUUGAGUUCAGGUGAACAUAUAACAAGUAGGUAAUAAUCACUUUUGACUUUUAUUCCUUUUCUCUGCUUUGCAGCUUUUGCUUUGUACUUGUUACAUGAAUUAAUUGUACUAGUACAUGUUAAGCUAAAGGCAACAAUUUCUCUGGAGGUGUCAAUUAAAAAAUUGAAAGGCUGGAUUUUUUUAAAGGGACUCUUCGAGAACAAUUAACUUAAAUUUUUUUUCUUUAAUCUAGAGAGACAGAAUUUUGAAGCACAUACAUUUCUUUCAGGAAGAAUCUUAAAAUUAUAGUUUUCAUUCAUAACAGAAAAGGGCUGCAGGCUUGUGUCACUUCUUGGAAAGAAGAAGAAUCUUAAAGUUACCAAAUUGAUAGCACAUGUUAGAAUUCACAACUUGAGAAAAAAAAAAAGCUAGAGCUUUUUUCUCCUUUCUAGCUCCUAUAAAAUAAUUGUUUGUCCAGAUUCUUUUCUAUAUACUGUUUUCAUAUUCUCUGUUAAAAGAGGACUAAGCAAUUGUUUAGACUGAUUAAAUGCCAUGUUGGUAUAACUGUUUUUUACAUAUUUGUUUUACCUCAUAUAUGCUUUGAACAUAUGAUAAUAUAUCCAUUAGUGAUAAUUCUUUAAAAUUCCUAAAUGGCUAGAAUAGUGCCCUCUGCCUAACCCUUAAGUGAUACAGAAAAUAAAAUAUGGUCUGGAGAGACUAAAUUGGAUUUUACUUAAUAUCCAAAACUUUAGCAUUGUAUCAAGCUUUCUCAUGUUCCAUGCACAACAUACAAAAAAUAAUUUCCCUUGUAAGAUGGCUUAUGGCGGUUUAGUACCUACAUUAUUGGUAGUAUUUAAGAAGAUUGAUUUCCUGAAUAUUUGCAUGUGAAUUAUCCAUGCACUCCUGGGUUGCUUUCCUGCCCAGUAUGAUCCUGAGAUGGCUUCCCCCCCGCCACCCAGAGCGCGGCUUCUGGCUGCCUCCUUCCCCUUGCUCAGCACAGUCCUGGACUGGCUUUUUGAAGCUAGGGGUUAGUAUUGGGGUGUGUGUGCGUGUGUGUGUGUGCACACUCAGGAAUUUACUUCUUUCCCUUGCUGCCAGCUAGGCAGAAAUUAUUUUUCUGUUCACCCUAGUAUGGUCCCAGGCAGUUUUCCUUCACCCUCUUUAGUGUGCUAUUUAGGACACUUUCUUCCCUCUAUAUAUUAAAACUGGGCUAACUCUUUCAUCACCUAAUCUAAUACAGGAGGAUAUCAGUGAAUUUUCUGAGAUUUCAAAAUCUUCUAUGCUGCUGUCUCCAUCCAUACAAUCAAGAGUUGACUGUCAUUGAUAAUUAUAAAAUACCCCCAGGACAGCUUCCUAAGAGACUUAACAGUAAUACGAUAUCAUGGAGAUUGUGGAUAGGGAAGAAAGCCAAAAUCCUAAAAUGGAAUAAGGGGAAAUAUUCCCUCUGAAACUAUUGCAAAUUAUUUUUAAUAUAGUUAAAUCUGACUCUUUGCUGCCACAAAACAAGUACAAAAAAUGAGCUUGAUAAGGCAUCAUGCAUUCUUUUAAAGCAAAGUAUUGGAAACUAGGAAAAUAGAUUUACACCAAGGAAUUGAGGUGGACAUGAUGGCCUUAUUUUGAAAUGUGUUCAGUUUAGUGAGUCAUUGACCAUAGCUAUAUACUUCUUGGCUUAAGAAUUAACCUGAUGACAGCCAGAUGGAAUAAUGCCCCUUUUUAUGUUUUCCAGUAAACUCAUUCUCAUUUUAAAUUUACCUUCCAUUCCUUUUUUUUUAAAGUGCUGGUCUACCAUAUGAUGAGAUUAGACAGAUAUUCUUGAGUUAAAGUUGAACAUCUUACUUCAAGUGGAAAACUUUAUUUUAAAUCUGUUAUCCCUUCAGUAUUUUAGACAAAGUGGAAUGAAAACUGAUGUGCUUGCUUUAGCUUUUCUGAGUAUAUUCUUGGUAGUUAUAGGUUAUAAAACUAGAGACCGUUAUUUCUAACAAACCAGGCAACUUUGGUAUAUAAACACAACUUCAACAAACAGAACAUGCUGUAGAUGCUAUUUUUAAAUGUACCUGGCAGUCUUUGUAUUUCAAUGUUAAUUCUGGGGAUAGAGGGAAACUAGGCUAGCAUUCUAAUGUAACAUUCUUUAUAUCUUAAAUAGUAUUUAAGUAAAUGGUUUAAUUUCUACAUAAUUAUUGCACUGAAUUUUUUUAAGGUGCGUAAGCUGAGCUAAUUUCAGAUCACAGCAGCCAAUUGUGCUUCAGGGUGCUUGAAUUUAGCAAGCUUAUAGCAUUAUUUAUGAAGGACAAAUAUAUAAAUAUGAAGUACCUCAUGUUGAAUGUUUAUUGUACUGUAUCUUUAAUGUAACAGUGCAGAUCUUGUUAGACACAUGAAUGUGUAUAAUCAUGUUAAAUGCAAAUAAACAUAAAACUGGUUCGUA
Messenger RNA from Monodelphis domestica (gray short-tailed opossum), 8633 nucleotides. It is a transcript of the gene BTBD3, whose product is annotated as BTB domain containing 3. Gene Ontology annotation, molecular function: protein binding. The record is from RefSeq and is a predicted model, not a curated record. Gene Ontology annotation, cellular component: cytosol. Lineage: Eukaryota; Metazoa; Chordata; Mammalia; Didelphimorphia; Didelphidae. Gene Ontology annotation, biological process: cerebral cortex development; neurogenesis; dendrite morphogenesis.